UGUGUGAGUGCAGGCAGGCUGACAAUGAUUUCCUCAGUGAUUACGUACAGAGCGAGUCCCUGCGGGUUAGGGGCCCCCUCUGGAGCCAUCCUGAUGGCUUUGGGGGCCUUGCUUCCAUUUUCCAUUAUUAUGUGGACUACCGGAGCGACAGCGCAGUCCAAGACCUUGCAGGAUGUCUCGCCGCAAGCAAGCGAAACCGAGAUCCCUCAAAGACCCCAACUGUAAACUUGAAGACAAGACUGAAGAUGGAGAGGCAAUAGAUUGUAAGAAGAGGCCGGAAGACGGGGAGGAAUUGGAAGAUGAAGCUGUGCACAGCUGUGACAGCUGCCUCCAGGUGUUUGAAUCACUGAGCGAUAUCACAGAACACAAGAUUAAUCAAUGUCAGCUGACAGAUGGAGUGGAUGUUGAAGAUGAUCCCUCUUGCUCCUGGCCAGCUUCCUCACCUUCUAGCAAGGACCAGACUUCCCCUAGUCAUGGAGAAGGUUGUGAUUUUGGAGAGGAAGAAGGUGGCCCUGGACUUCCAUACCCAUGUCAAUUCUGUGACAAGUCGUUUAGCCGCCUCAGCUACCUAAAGCACCAUGAGCAGAGUCAUAGUGACAAACUGCCUUUCAAGUGCACCUACUGCAGUAGGCUGUUCAAACACAAGCGGAGCAGAGAUCGCCAUAUAAAACUCCACACUGGGGACAAGAAGUACCACUGCAGUGAAUGUGAUGCUGCGUUCUCCAGAAGUGAUCAUUUGAAGAUCCACUUAAAGACUCACACAUCCAACAAGCCAUACAAAUGUGCCAUUUGUCGCCGUGGGUUCCUGUCCUCUAGUUCCUUACACGGACAUAUGCAGGUUCACGAGAGGAACAAGGACGGUUCCCAGGCUGGUUCCAGGAUGGAGGACUGGAAGAUGAAGGACACUCAGAAGUGCAGUCAGUGUGAGGAAGGCUUUGAUUUCCCAGAAGACCUCCAGAAGCAUAUUGCAGAGUGCCACCCAGAAUGCUCCCCCAACGAGGACCGUGCUGCCCUCCAGUGUGUCUACUGCCAUGAGCUCUUUGUUGAGGAGACUUCCCUCAUGAACCACAUAGAGCAGGUGCACAGUGGGGAGAAGAAGAACUCAUGCAGCAUUUGUUCUGAGAGUUUCCUCACAGUCGAGGAACUGUAUAGCCACAUGGACAGUCACCAGCAACCAGAGUCAUGCAAUCACAGCAACAGCCCCUCCUUGGUCACAGUGGGCUACACUUCUGUGUCCAGUACGACACCAGAUUCCAACCUCUCAGUGGACAGCUCAACAAUGGUGGAGGCUGCCCCACCAAUCCCAAAGAGUCGAGGGAGGAAGAGGGCUGCUCAGCAAACCCCUGAUAUGACUGGCCCCUCAAGUAAACAAGCAAAAGUUACCUAUAGCUGUAUUUACUGCAAUAAGCAGUUAUUUUCGAGUCUUGCAGUUCUGCAGAUUCACCUGAAAACUAUGCAUUUAGAUAAGCCAGAACAGGCCCAUAUUUGUCAGUAUUGCUUGGAGGUGUUGCCUUCACUCUAUAACCUAAAUGAACAUCUUAAGCAAGUGCACGAAGCUCAAGACCCAGGUCUGAUUGUUUCUGCCAUGCCUGCCAUAGUCUACCAGUGUAACUUCUGUUCUGAAGUUGUCAAUGACCUCAACACUCUUCAGGAACAUAUCCGAUGUUCUCAUGGAUUUGCAAAUCCUGCAGCUAAGGAUAGUAAUGCUUUCUUUUGUCCCCAUUGCUAUAUGGGGUUUCUCACAGACUCUUCCCUUGAAGAGCAUAUAAGACAGGUCCAUUGUGACCUCAGUGGCUCCCGAUUUGGGUCUCCAGUGCUUGGGACUCCAAAAGAACCAGUAGUAGAAGUCUAUUCUUGUUCCUAUUGUACCAAUUCGCCAAUAUUCAACAGCGUUCUUAAACUGAAUAAGCAUAUCAAAGAGAAUCAUAAAAACAUUCCCUUGGCCCUGAAUUAUAUUCACAAUGGGAAGAAAUCCAGGGCCUUGAGUCCCCUUUCUCCUGUGGCCAUUGAGCAGACAUCUCUUAAAAUGAUGCAGGCAGUAGGAGGUGCACCUGCACGUCCAGCCGGAGAAUAUAUCUGUAAUCAGUGUGGUGCUAAGUACACGUCCCUAGAUAGCUUUCAGACUCACCUAAAAACUCAUCUAGACACUGUGCUUCCAAAAUUGACCUGUCCUCAGUGCAACAAGGAAUUCCCUAAUCAAGAGUCCUUGCUGAAGCAUGUUACCAUUCACUUUAUGAUCACUUCUACGUAUUACAUCUGUGAGAGUUGUGAUAAGCAGUUCACAUCAGUGGAUGACCUCCAGAAACACCUGCUGGAUAUGCACACCUUUGUCUUCUUCCGCUGCACCCUCUGCCAAGAAGUAUUUGACUCCAAAGUCUCCAUUCAACUCCACUUGGCUGUGAAGCACAGUAAUGAAAAGAAAGUCUAUAGGUGCACAUCCUGCAACUGGGACUUCCGCAAUGAGACUGACCUGCAGCUCCAUGUGAAGCACAACCACCUAGAGAAUCAAGGAAAAGUACACAAGUGUAUUUUCUGCGGUGAGUCCUUCGGCACUGAGGUGGAGCUGCAGUGCCAUAUCACCACUCACAGUAAAAAGUAUAACUGCAAGUUUUGCAGCAAAGCCUUCCACGCCAUUAUUUUGCUAGAGAAACACUUGCGGGAAAAGCAUUGUGUGUUUGAAACCAAGACACCCAACUGUGGGACAAACGGAGCUUCUGAGCAAGUGCAGAAGGAGGAAGUAGAGCUACAGACCUUGCUGACCAACAGCCAGGAGUCCCACAACAGUCAUGAUGGGAGCGAGGAAGAUGUUGACACCUCUGAGCCUAUGUAUGGAUGUGACAUUUGUGGAGCAGCCUACACUAUGGAAACUCUGCUACAGAAUCACCAGCUCCGGGACCACAACAUCAGACCUGGAGAAAGUGCCAUCGUGAAAAAGAAAGCCGAGCUCAUUAAGGGGAAUUACAAGUGUAACGUGUGCUCUCGAACCUUCUUCUCUGAAAAUGGCCUCCGUGAACAUAUGCAGACUCACCUAGGCCCUGUCAAACACUAUAUGUGCCCCAUUUGUGGAGAACGAUUUCCCUCCCUUUUAACCCUAACUGAACACAAAGUCACACAUAGUAAGAGUCUUGAUACAGGAAACUGCCGGAUUUGCAAGAUGCCUCUCCAGAGUGAAGAGGAAUUCUUAGAGCAUUGUCAAAUGCACCCUGACUUGAGGAAUUCCCUUACAGGAUUCCGCUGUGUGGUGUGCAUGCAGACAGUGACCUCCACGUUGGAACUCAAAAUCCAUGGGACAUUCCACAUGCAAAAGACAGGGAAUGGGUCAGCAGUCCAGACCACAGGGCGUGGCCAACAUGUCCAGAAACUGUACAAGUGUGCAUCUUGCCUCAAAGAAUUCCGUUCCAAGCAAGAUCUGGUGAAACUUGACAUCAAUGGCCUGCCAUAUGGUCUGUGUGCUGGCUGCGUGAACCUCAGUAAGAGUGGUAGCCCAGGCAUCAACAUCCCUCCUGGUACGAAUAGACCAGGCUUGGGCCAGAAUGAGAAUCUGAGUGCCAUUGAGGGUAAAGGCAAGGCAGGGGGACUGAAGACUCGCUGCUCUAGCUGCAACGUUAAGUUUGAGUCUGAAAGUGAACUCCAGAACCACAUCCAAACCGUCCACCGAGAGCUCGUGCCAGAUAGCAACAGCACACAGUUGAAAACUCCACAAGUAUCGCCCAUGCCCAGAAUCAGUCCCUCCCAGUCGGAUGAGAAGAAGACCUACCAAUGCAUCAAGUGUCAGAUGGUUUUCUACAAUGAAUGGGAUAUUCAGGUUCAUGUUGCAAAUCACAUGAUUGUACUCGAAGGUAAAUAUACCUGUACUUCCACCAGUGCCAGAAGUCCCAGAUGUGAGGGCAUUAAUAAUGAAGGAUUAAACCAUGAGUGCAAACUCUGCAGCCAAACCUUCGACUCCCCUGCCAAACUCCAGUGCCACCUGAUCGAGCACAGCUUCGAAGGAAUGGGGGGUACCUUCAAGUGUCCAGUCUGCUUCACAGUGUUUGUUCAAGCAAACAAGUUGCAGCAGCAUAUUUUCUCUGCUCAUGGACAGGAAGACAAGAUCUAUGACUGUACACAAUGUCCACAGAAGUUUUUCUUCCAAACAGAGCUGCAGAAUCAUACGAUGACCCAACAUAGCAGUUAGUGCAAGUACGGUCUCUCAAGGAGAAUUUCGUUUGUGGCACAAAAAGGGAACAUGUUUUACUCUUUGCACGAAAUUUUCAUUGUUAAUGUAUAUUAUUCAAAACAUUGUAUUGUACCAUAAAACUUGUAUUAUCAAAACUGUUGGAUGUUCAUGUGUUUGAACUUUUGAGCACCAGAUAGACUCCUUGUAUAUAAAGUGUUGCACAUGUAUUAUGUCGUCUGAUACUAAAAUGGUCUUAUAAAGACAAGUGGACUUGGGCCCUAUUCAGGCAAGAUUUUUAAAAAAAAUGUGUGAGCAAAAUGGCUUAAGAGAAAGUAAUUUUAAGGAAGACAGAUUAAAAACAACGGUUACACAUGAGACUAUGUUUGGACUUCCUUUUAUUUAUACUUAAGCCUGGAAUUUCUCUUUUGGUAUAUCAACGGUUAAAUCCAAGACUAUUUUUAUUGCUGAAGAUUCUUGCAAACCAUGAAGAGAUGUUCUCACAGAACAGAACCCCACAGCUGGAUAAGGCCCGUAUAUAUAUUUGUAAGCCUUGCAAUGUGACAGGUAGCAUCACUAUAUAUGCAAUAGUUGUUAUGUAGACUGUCAAAGAUUUUUUUUUUCCUGGAUACAUUUGAAGCUUUGAGUGUUCAAGGUUUUCCUUAAUGAUUUCACACGGCCAAAUUCUUGAAUCAGUUGAACUAACCUGUAUGUUACUGUUAUUAAUGUUUACUCUGCGGUCUGAACCUGGAGAUUACUGGAAUUGUUUUCCAAGAGGAAAUAAAUUCAGUUUACCAUUAGGUAUGAUUGUA
Messenger RNA from Tupaia belangeri chinensis (Chinese tree shrew), 4965 nucleotides. It is a transcript of the gene ZNF521, whose product is annotated as zinc finger protein 521. Bases 173 to 4174 code for a protein of 1333 amino acids. The transcript is spliced from 9 exons. Gene Ontology annotation, cellular component: nucleus. Lineage: Eukaryota; Metazoa; Chordata; Mammalia; Scandentia; Tupaiidae. Gene Ontology annotation, biological process: regulation of transcription by RNA polymerase II. The record is from RefSeq and is a predicted model, not a curated record. Gene Ontology annotation, molecular function: DNA-binding transcription activator activity, RNA polymerase II-specific; RNA polymerase II cis-regulatory region sequence-specific DNA binding.